Cucurbita maxima (winter squash) is the source of this 2414-nucleotide messenger RNA. Its product is annotated as titin homolog. Bases 91 to 2202 code for a protein of 703 amino acids. NCBI's taxonomy places the organism in Eukaryota, Viridiplantae, Streptophyta, Magnoliopsida, Cucurbitales, Cucurbitaceae. The record is from RefSeq and is a predicted model, not a curated record. The transcript is spliced from 7 exons.
AUCUCUUUACGCUCCUCUUUCAGUUUCUUCAUCUGAGGUGAAAUUUUGAGCUUUCUUCAGCGAGUCCAAAAAGAAGGAGAUUUGACGAUAAUGGCCGAAAAUUGCUUGUUUAGUGAAGAAGAAAUGGCGAUUGAUGAGGCUGUCGGCCACCCGCAAGCUUACGCCAAGCUUUGCCGCGAUCGACAAGCUGGAUUGUACUGCCGUGGUCCUCCUUUCACUUUCACGCCUUAUAGUUUGAACAAACGAGAGACCGCAACCGCAAUGGAAUUAGAUCAGUUGUUUCCAAUAAUAAAUCCAAAGGCAAAGCCUACUGCGAAGCCAAAGCUUUUUGUCAGUCUCUUAUGGAAGCAACUCAACCAUCUAGGGAACGCUGGCUUCGAUCCUGCGGAAAUUCGAGUCGACCAUUACGGCAAUGUUCUUUAUUAUCAUGCUGAUUCUGCUUCACCACUUGCUUGGGAUAUUGAUCAUUGGUUUCCUUGCUCAAGAGGAGGACUGACUGUUACUAGCAAUUUACGAAUACUUCAAUGGCAAGCCUGCAAGAGGAAACAUCACGAGUUAGAGUUCUUAGUUCCAUGGUGGGAUUUUCAAUUGGGUAUCUCUGUAAACCAGUUUUUGUCUAUCUUUGCUUCAUCCAACUCAGAUUUCAGGCGCAGAGCCUUUUCAUUUCUGUUCUUCGAGGGCGAAAACGAAGAGCUGAAUAAUUCACAGACAGUUGUAUCUCAUUCUUUUCCUCAACAUUUCGUGGCAUCCAAAGAGCGACUCGGAUUUGCUCCAGCUGCCAUUGUUUUAUCUCGAAGAGAAUGUUAUGAUGAUUCUUCAUCACCUUUGAGGUCAUUGGACUACAAUAGACAACCAAGACCAAGUAUUCCUAUAGUUGCUGCAAGAAAAGUGAAACCUGAAGUUCUUAAAGAGAAUGAAAAUCCAGACUUCGUUACGAAUCCAUACCAAGCCAUUGUCAUGGCCAGAGAUUCUCUAAGACAAAGAGAUGAAAGGGCAAAGCUGAAGGCAGAAAUACAGAGGGUAGAUGAUGAAGUGAAUGAUAUGAAGCUAAAUAAUGAAGAAGAGAAGCUGAGAAUUCAGGAAUUGGAAUUAAAAUUAAUUAAACAUAAAAGAAAGGCUGAGAAGUGCAGGCGAUUAGCUGAGGCUCAAUCAUCCCAUAAGACAAUGCUGGAGAAGAUGAUCCGAGAUGCAAUGCACCAGAGUGUUAUUUACAAGGAGCAGUUAAGGCUAAACCAAGCAGCAAGCAGUGCACUAAUGGCCCGGCUUGAAGCGCAGAAGGCAAUUUGUGACACAGCUGAGAGGGAUCUCUACCAGAAAUACAGACAGAGAGAUGAGCUAGAGAAACAGCUGAGGCCUGGACAUGAACAGGUGCGAAAAAGAUCAAGAACUGACAAUAUGCUACUCCUGGAAGAAACAGACCACAAAACUCCAACUGCCUUUUUGCCAGGAAUCAAGCCAAAGACACCAACACACAAAGAGCUGAGACUAUUUCUAGAGGAAGAACAAAGAGCUUCUGAAUCUGCUUUGUCCCAAAAUGGAGGGGAGAAACAAAUGGAACCUGUGGCCAUGGAGAAGCCUGGUGAACAUGAUGAGAAAGCAAUUGUUCCACUGGUGGAGGAAGGAAGCUUAAUUAUCCAAAGGCUUCAAAAUUUAGAAAUAGGAGAAGCAAAGGGACAUGACAAGCUAUUCCCUUUCAUGCACGAGUCGGAUGUUGAAGAAGAAGAAGAAGACGAAGAGAGUAGAAAACAACGAGGCAAAGGAAACGUCGAGAAGUGGCUUCAAAUCCUGUUAGAGGAUGAAACCCAAGAAGAUGUAGAUCUCCAAAAUGAAGAUGAAGGUGACAUGAGCAAGCCUCAUGAAAUAAGUGCAAAUUCCCCACAGGAGGAGGUUGAGGCUGAGCAAAACAAAGAAGAGGAGAGGAUUGUUGGAACUGAAGGCAGCAAAGCCAAAAAAGAAGUGAGCGAAGAAGAGUGUGAAAAGAUUGAGCAGAGUGGGAAGGAAAUGAAAUUCACAAGGUCAGCCAGUGCAAGGAUCUUCAGGAGAAUCCCAUCUUCACCAUCUCUGAUCUUGGGAGGAAUGAAAAAGGGAGUGGACUGUAUGGGAAAGAAACCAAUGGUAAGCGGGGACAAUGAUGUCAAUGGCGACGAUCAUUCUGCGAGAAACAGCUUCAUCAAGACACUCAAGAAGGCAGUAAGGUUAUGAAACUUGCCUGUUUCAUUCAACUAUGGCCAGUGUUUGUACGGUAUGUCUUGCUUUGUCCAUACAGUUCCUUCUUUUUUGAGUGUUGCUAUUCAUUCUCUUGAAAGCCAAUAAGUUUGUGCAAUUAGGCGCUCCAUGUAUAAGAUUUACUGCAUUCCUUUUCUUGGUUGUGUUGGGAAUAUAGAAAGGGGCUUUCCGGUGUGAUUCCAAAUUUC